CACCGUCCCCUUCCUCCCUCCAGAAGCAAAGCAACAGAACCCAAAAUUCCCGGCUCGAAGAGUCUAGGCAUCGGACGCGCCCGCCCGAGAGGCUACUCGAAUCCCCCCCAAAAUUCCGCGGUGAGAGCCACUGAUCCAUCGCAAAACCCAUCAAAUUUCGCAAUUCAAAUCACCCAACCCCACCUCCCGCCACCAAUUCCAAGGAGAUCUCAGUCAACCGAAGGGUCAAGUCUCGCGAAGCUUUGAGUUGGAAAUAUGGGGAAACCGCUGAUCUACGAGAUUCUGGAGAAGCCGGCGAGCAGCAGCGUCAUCGGCAUCUGCUCCCUGAUCUGGUGGCUCAUCCAGAAGCGGGGCAUCGGGUACGCGGACGUCGGGCUGAGCUACGAGGCCGCCGUGGACGGCGGGCAGUACUGGCGGAUCAUCACCUCCGCCUUCUCGCACAUCAGCGUGGUCCACCUGGUGUUCAACAUGAGCGCGCUGUGGAGCCUCGGCGUCGUCGAGCAGCUGGGGCAGAUCGGGCUCGGCGUCGAGUACUACCUGCACUACACGCUCGUUCUCGUCGUGCUGUCCGGAUUGCUGGUCCUCGGGUUCUACCACAUGAUGAUUCAGAGGUUCAAGGUGGAGUACUUCAGGAGGGUCACUGCGGUUGGCUACUCAUGCGUUGUGUUUGGCUGGAUGACAAUCCUGGCUGCCAAGCAACCGUCGUCAAAGCUGAAUAUUUUUGGGGUUCUUUCACUGCCCAUCAGCUUUGCGCCAUUCGAGUCGCUGAUAUUCACAUCAAUCAUGGUGCCACAGGCUAGUUUCAUCGGCCACUUGUCGGGGAUAAUUGUUGGGUACUCAAUUGCCUGGGGUCUGAUUCAUGGGAUGAACAACUACUGGGCAAUCACAAUGCUUGGCUGGAUUGCACUUGUAUUUGUCUUGAGCUUGAAGCGUACAGGAUCUAUGGAGUUGAGUUUCAUUGAGAUCGAGCCAGUGACAGAUCCCUCGCUGCCUUCUGUUGGUGUGGUUGCUCCCAGAAAUGGUAGAACUCUACAAAUGGAUGUCUUGCCUGGAAGAAGAGUUGCAGACAUUGUAUAACACGCAGAGAGGAAAUGCUCGGCGAAUCCUGUUUUUGUUCUGCAAACUGUAUCAUGUCGACACAAUGCUAUGUAUUCAGUUUUGAAAUUCUGGUGUCGGCGUGUCGCUGAUGUCUUUAACCAUUGCUGUGUAAAGGAAUUCUUCAUCUGGCCUUCCAGAUGCAUGUUCAUUUUGAAUAGAAAUGAAUUCUUUGCGCUAGUUGCAUAGUUACCAUGUAAAGAGAGUUUUUCUAACUGAAUUCCUUCAGUGC
Sorghum bicolor (sorghum) is the source of this 1327-nucleotide messenger RNA. RefSeq names its product RHOMBOID-like protein 13. Gene Ontology annotation, molecular function: serine-type endopeptidase activity. Bases 256 to 1077 code for a protein of 273 amino acids. Lineage: Eukaryota; Viridiplantae; Streptophyta; Magnoliopsida; Poales; Poaceae. Gene Ontology annotation, cellular component: membrane. The record is from RefSeq and is a predicted model, not a curated record. The transcript is spliced from 2 exons.